UCCUGCGCCUGGCUGGAUGAGUGUGCUGUGCUCGCUGGCCUGCGGACAGGCUGGAGGGGACGAGGCUGCUUUCGGCAGGGCAUGAGGACAGGAUGGGGAGACAGCUAGAGGAGCAGCAUUUGUCCAGUGAGUUGAAGCUCCAGUGACCCAAGGAAAGACUCGUCUAGUAGGUAACGUCUGACUCUGCCUGCUGCCUGCGCACUGAGACGUGGGGGUGACACGCCAGGGCACAGCAGCCCCACCCCACGCGGGGCAGGGCACUGGUGGGAUCUGGGGGCACUGCAGUUCCCAGCCUCCCUGAUCGCUCCCUGGUGCCCCGAGGAGACAGCGCUGCCUGCGGUGCGGGGCUGCCUGCCUGGCCAGGUAAGAGGUGGCUGCGACUAACUUGAGGCUUGUGCUACUUUGUGGAUAAUGCCUCCUGCUUCUCCACUCAGGCUCCUCCAUCCCGGCCCAGAGGCGUCUAGUGCCGCUUGCUGCUCAGUGCCGAAGGGGAAACCUGGCAGGUGCCUGGGCACAGGCCUCCGAAGGGUUAAGAGACUGAGUCCCUGCUCCAAGGGUUGGAGUGAGAAUUAGUCUGCAGAGGUACACGUACAGCAGUUCAGCUGCUGCUGCUGCUUGUCCAGGCGGCUGCUGCUGCAGUUUGGUGUCUGUGAAGAGCAGCUCUGCUUGCAGAAGAUGCUCGCUUGGUAUGUCCGAAGCCCUGUGCGUGGCAGCAGAGCCCUGGCCACGCGAGCUGUCGCUGUCUGAGGGGAUUAGUCACCUGCCCACUCCAGCUUCUUAGCAAGGGAACAGAGGGAUCCAGACUGAGGCCUUCAGCAAACAAAUCCUGCUGUCACCCCAACGCGCUCCUCUUUGGAAUGUCACCCUGGCGAUAUUUUAAUUCAUCACGUCAUAUGGAAUCCCACUGCAACCCACGCACAGACCAAGAGUGCCACCGAAGAGAUGCUGUUGAAGAUUCUGCUUGGCCUUUGCCUAAACAAUUGUGCCCCGUAUGGAUUUCCCUAGAUGUGCUCUUUUCAACUGCAUCUAUCAUGCAUCUCUGUGCCAUCUCUCUUGAUCGGUAUGUAGCAAUACGCAAUCCCAUUGAGCACAGCCGCUUCAAUUCCCGCACCAAGGCUAUUAUGAAAAUUGCUGCAGUUUGGACCAUAUCGAUCGGGAUAUCCAUGCCCAUUCCAGUCAUAGGAUUGCAGGAUGACUCCAGGGUGUUUGUGAAUGGGAGCUGCAUUCUGAAUGAUGAAAACUUUGUCCUUUUUGGGUCCUUCGUGGCAUUCUUUAUCCCGCUCAUCAUCAUGGUGAUCUCAUACUGCCUGACUGUCCAGGUGCUGCAGAAGCAAGCAACGGUGUUCAUGUACGGCGAGGUGCCCAAGCAGCGAAGGAGCAGCAUGAACUGCCUCAAAAAAGAAAACAACACAGAGAACAUCUCGAUGCUCCAGAACCACGAGGCAGCCUCCCACUUGAACUCUCCCGUAAAUAAGGAAGCUGUGCUCUUUCGGAAAGGGACCAUGCAGUCUAUCAACAACGAGCGCAGAGCCUCCAAGGUCCUGGGCAUUGUCUUCUUUUUGUUUCUUAUCCUGUGGUGUCCAUUUUUCAUCACUAACAUCAUGUCCGUUCUUUGCAAGGAAGCCUGUGAUAGGAGCCUCCUGGGCGAACUCAUGGACGUGUUUGUUUGGGUUGGUUACAUUUGUUCUGGGAUUAACCCCCUGGUGUACACACUCUUCAAUAAAACCUAUCGCAGGGCUUUUGCCAACUAUAUCUGCUGCCAGUACAAACCCAGUAAAAAAUCAGCAUUGCAACAAAACCAGUGUCUGAAUGUCGCUUCCACAGCUUCGUACGGGAAAGACCUUGCUGUAAAUAGCUACCGAAAUGGCAAUGAACUCAACAGCGUGGAGCUGGAUGAAACUGAGGAGGGCUUAGAAAUGCAACCGGGGACUUCAGAGCUGUCGAUAAACAGCUGCAAUGUUGUAAGCGAAAGGGUGAGCUGUGUGUAAUCGAGUCUCACCCGAGGUUCUGCAGCUGAAAUAUACCUGUGUAAAAAUGUGCGUGUCAAAGAACAAUGUAAAUACUGCAUCCUGAACAAAGCUUUUUUAAAAAAAUUCAGCUUUCCAGCCCAGUGCUUUAAAUCGUACAUACACUGAGGGGAGGUUUAAAGUUCUAUAUUUACUGUUCCUACUAGAUCAAAAAUAUCAAGUAUUUUGCUUACAUCAUGGACAAAAUGCUGACAUUUUCUUCCAGUGUAUGAACAAAAAUGCUGAAUACUUACCCAGGUGGCAUUUGCUGGAGUCCAGAGUGGCUCAUUCAUAGUUAGAGAUCAAGUCCAUGGAAAUGGACUUGAUCAGGAAAACUUUUUCAAGUUGACAGUAAAUAUACACUUUAAAUCCUCACCCAAGUUAUGUGCCCAUGCAACAGUGCAACACCAAGUCUUACCAGAAUCCUGGAAGGGAUUCCUCUGCCAAGCAUCGCAGUAUUGCAACGGAACAGUUGGCUAACCAGACUGCUCACAUGGGGGUGUGUGCAGGGUGACCUUUCACCCUGGAGAGCUGUUUUCAGUUCUGAUUUCAUUUCCAAGUGCGCUGAGAUUGGCAGUCACAUCUUGGUCCCUAGCAGAUGCUUGUUCAUGCCUCACUACUAGGGAACGUGAUUGCAGUGCGCUUCUUCUUUCAGGGCCAUUUGACCCUGGGAUCCUGAACUCUCAUGGCACCAUUAAAACCAGAAAACUCUCUUGGCCCUUCCUUUGUAAAUAGAGUGUCUCUGACUCUGCCCUGAACCCUAAAAAUAACCAGAUGCCGAGCUAGCAGUGGGCCAGGCUCUGCUCCGCUUUCUCCUGCCUGUUGUCUGAUGGGCGUGUGAUGUGGCUCACAUGAGAAAGGUGAACAGAGUUUGGCUCAGUGUCUGGCUCUGAAGCAGCUGUUAGCUCCUGUUCAGGUCUUUUACACCACACUAGUGCAGGGAAGAGUUGCAAGCAGUCUAUUAUUUACAGCUCCUAGAUCAGCCGAGUGCCCUUCGCUUGCUGCUGGGUCAGGCUGUUUGCUUUGAGUGGCAUGUCAUCGGGCUCAGUCAUGUGCUUUACUUCGAGAAGUGGGCUUUGGUUUCAUUGGGGCUCUCAGUUUCAUCUUUCCUAGCCUCUUGCUCUCAGCAGUCUCGCAUUUCCUUGUUCAUUCACAUGUUCGUUUUCUCGGCAGCCUGAGAUGGGCGGUGUCACAGUUCUGGAGAGACAGCACUGCUUUCUUCUGCGCAUCCUGCCACCGCAAACCUGAUUUCGUGCUUGUGUUGGGAGGGCUGCUGCUCGGACUGUGAGCCUCCCCGAGGGCGAAAGAACCCUCCCAGCCCCGUGAGCCAAGGUGCAUCAGUGUAAGCGAGGCCAUUGCUUGUUCCAUCCUGGGAACGGGCUAAGCACCAACCCACCUGGUGUAAACCAAGAGUAAGCGACUGGCCCCAAGAGCUACAGUAACUCCUCGCUUAACGCUGUAGUUCUGUUCCUGAAAAAUGCAACUUCCAGUGAAACGAUC
Messenger RNA from Gopherus evgoodei (Goodes thornscrub tortoise), 3506 nucleotides. RefSeq names its product 5-hydroxytryptamine receptor 2C (gene HTR2C). The transcript has 5 exons. Gene Ontology annotation, biological process: chemical synaptic transmission; G protein-coupled receptor signaling pathway, coupled to cyclic nucleotide second messenger. Gene Ontology annotation, cellular component: dendrite; plasma membrane. The coding region runs from base 858 to 1988 and encodes 376 amino acids. NCBI's taxonomy places the organism in Eukaryota, Metazoa, Chordata, Testudines, Testudinidae. The record is from RefSeq and is a predicted model, not a curated record. Gene Ontology annotation, molecular function: G protein-coupled serotonin receptor activity; neurotransmitter receptor activity.